This is a messenger RNA of Drosophila albomicans, 1224 nucleotides long. RefSeq names its product odorant receptor 42b-like. Gene Ontology annotation, molecular function: olfactory receptor activity; odorant binding. Gene Ontology annotation, biological process: sensory perception of smell; detection of chemical stimulus involved in sensory perception of smell. Gene Ontology annotation, cellular component: plasma membrane. Lineage: Eukaryota; Metazoa; Arthropoda; Insecta; Diptera; Drosophilidae. The transcript is spliced from 3 exons. Bases 46 to 1113 code for a protein of 355 amino acids. The record is from RefSeq and is a predicted model, not a curated record.
GGUUGGCUUGCACCAUCGAAGAACAGCCGAUAUUCCUAUUGUGGAAUGUACAAAUUUGUGAAAUAUUUCUUACUAUCAUGUGCCUUGUAUUUACCCAUUGGCUUGUCCAUAACAUAUAUUACGGAAUUUAGCACUUUUUCACCUGGCGAGCUGUUCACUUCUUUACAGGCUGGUAUUAAUAGUCCAGGAGCCUUCAUGAAAGCUGUUCUGGCUGCACUUAAUGCUUGGCGCUUUCUUGCAGUCAAAGAACAGCUGACUAAUAUCAGCAAGCGAUGGGUAAAAGAUGAAGAGCAAUUGGCAGUUCAUCGUACUGCUAAAUUAUGCAAUCUUGCCUAUCUUUUGUUUUUGGGAAGCUACGUUUCAUUUGGAUCAUUGACUGUACUCACAGCGGUCUUGAGGGGACAAACUCCUUGGCGUAUAUAUAAUCCCGUAUUUGACUGGAGAGCCAACACAUUGUAUUUUUAUAUCGCGACUGGAUUUGAAAUACUAUUCAUGGGAUCAGGAAUAAUGUACAAUCAAGUAAAUGACUGUUAUCCUCUAAUCUUUGCCAUAAUCAUACGCUCAAAUCUGGGUUUGCUCAAAAAUCGUGUUCAAAAUUUACGCACUGAUCCCAAUAGAAGUGAGGAGCAGAACUACGAGGACCUCAAGGAAUGCAUUGUUGAUCACAAGCGAAUAUUGGACAUCUGCGAUACUUUAAGACCAUUUUUUUCAGCAACUAUUUUCAUACAAUUCCUAUUGGUUGGCUUACUCUUCGGUCUGACUAUGAUUAACAUAAUGUUCUUUGCCAAUUUAACAACUGGUAUUUCCUCCGUUUUCUACCUUUGCGCUCUCACCUGUCAGACAUUUCCAUUCUGCUAUACUUGCACUCUAAUUGACGCAGAUUGCGAUGUUUUGGCAUUCUCUAUCUUUAAUUCAAACUGGCUCGAUGCAACUCCACGUUACAAAUCGACUUUGCGGCACUUUUUGCAUAAUGCUCAGAAAAAUAUUACGUUCACGGCUGGGUCAAUUUUUCCCAUAUGUCUCAACACUAACAUAAGUGUGGCCAAGCUCGCAUUUUCGGUUGUCACAUUUGUUAAGCAAAUGAACAUAGUUGAAAAACUCAAUGGAGAGUAGUUGACAAUAUGGAAUACAACAUUUUAAAUUUGAGUUCAACAACUACAUAUAUACAUAAAUAACUAUAAUCCACUUACUACUACUACUUAGUUGCAAUACUUAUGCUUAGAU